Messenger RNA from Pelagomonas calceolata, 1307 nucleotides. Lineage: Eukaryota; Pelagophyceae; Pelagomonadales; Pelagomonadaceae. The record is from the annotation of a GenBank genome assembly.
GUGCAAACUCGCAGCCGUGCCGUCCAGAGACGCUCCACAGCUUCGCUGGCUGCGGUACAGACACACAGCACGGCCAGACGCCAUCGACGCGCCGCAUCGCUAAAGCACACGAGGCUGUCUGUCGCCAGGGCUGCUGACAGCGCUGGUCUGCACGCCAGCAUCGAUGCCACGACGAAGCGCUCUCAUGUUAGCGGUUGCAGCGCGCUGCAGUGCGCUCGUCCCCCGGGCGCGGCCGCUGCGGCCACUCACGACACUGGCUGAGAGUGCAGCACCCGCCGAGGAGCGGCGCGAGCGCGUCCUCAGUGGCGUGCAGCCGACGGGCACGCUGCACUUGGGCAACUACUUGGGCGCGAUCCGGCAAUGGGUGCAGUUCCAGGACGACUACGACAGCUUUUUCUGUGUCGUCGAUUUGCACGCGAUCACGGCGCCGCACAAUCCGAAAUUACUGCAGCAGGAAACGCUGGACGCCGCGGCUUUGUAUAUUGCGGCGGGUAUUGAUCCGGAGAAGUCGCCGAUCUUCGUCCAGUCCCACGUGACGGCGCACGCGGAAUUAUGUUGGUUAUUGAAUUGCAUGACGCCGAUCAAUUGGCUCGAGCGGAUGAUCCAGUACAAGGAAAAAAAACAGAAGCAGGGCGAGAACGUGGGUGUGGGGUUGUUCGAUUAUCCCGUAUUGAUGGCCGCCGACAUUUUAUUAUAUCAAGCUGGUUUAGUUCCUGUGGGAGAAGAUCAGCGGCAGCACCUAGAACUCACGAGAGACAUAGCCAGGCGGUUCCACGACUUGUACUGCAAAAGAAAAAAGCGUGUUUUCAGGGAGCCGAAGGCGCUGAUCGUGAAGGAGGGUGCUCGCGUGAUGUCUCUCACGGACGGUCGCGCGAAGAUGAGCAAAUCCGCGGAGCUCGACAACUCGCGCAUCAACUUAAAUGAUGACCCCGCUACAAUUGCUCGUAAAAUAAAAAAGUGCAAGUCCGACGAGUUCACGGGACUCGAGUGGGACAACCCCGAGCGGCCGGAAGCCACGAACCUGCUGAAUAUUUACCAAGCGGUGACCGGCAUGGAGCGCGACGCUAUCUUAGCCGAAGUGGGUGAUUUGUCCUGGGGCGGCUUCAAGCCGCGCCUGGCUGAUGCUGUUGUGGCGCACUUGGAGCCGAUCCAGCUCAAGUACGCCGAAGUGUCUGCGGACAAGGCGUACCUGAGUGGCGUGCUGAAGAGCGGUGCCGAGCGGGCGGACGAGACCGCUACUCGAACCUUAGACGCGGCCAAGGCGGCGAUGGGGUUCGCGCCGCGGUUCUAAUCUUAAAUACGAGAGG